GCGCGUACACGCACAAUAAGGUAUGGUGUUCAAUGCGCGACAAUACCGCUGGAAAAGCAGUGUAGGGUAGGACUCGUUGCUCGCGUCGGCAUUUUCACCACAAGAAGAUGAACUUUUUAAUCUAAUUAAUAAUUCAUAUUUAAUCAAAAAUGUAUUAUUAAAUAAAUUAAAAUUUAACGUCCGUCCGUUUUUGCAUCCGAUGCGUCGAAAAAAAUAAAUAUUUGUUUUUCAAAUCGUGCAACGAAUGCGUCCGAUACGAUGUCGGACGUGUAGUGAUCGCUGUGCAGACGUAAACACCAUCCAGAUUGGACAAGUCAUGUUUGCCGAUACAUUUAAAUAAUGGCUGAUAACACUUACAGAAAAUCUUUUUGUGUUGGUAAUUAUGAGUCAUUUUUUACCACUUCAACAUCUUGCAAGACCAAAAAUGACAGUUUCUACAAUAAUACUUUAAUUUAUCAUUCCACUUCUAAUAAUCUAUCAUCAGGUGAAACUAUUUCAUUUGAUCAAUCAUUAGAUCUUGGUGUUCUACAAUUAUUUUCAACUACUAAUAGCUUAACCUUUGAUUAUACAACUGGUAAACUAAAUGAUACUACUACUUCAGAAGAUUCAAUUGUAUUAACUUCAUUACCAUGCACAUUUCAAGAAUCUCAAAAAAAAAGUAAAAAAAUUUCUGAUUUACAUUCCCAUUUACAAAUGCAAAUUUCUCGAAUAAAUACAAGCCUAAAAAAUAAUGCACACCAACAUUUAAAAAGUAAGAACUCAAAUUUACAAAAAAUGGUUUACCAUAAACGUAUUAAUCUCGAAGGUCAGAAGAAAGUUGAUUUCAUGUAUUAUUUAGCAAAACGUCAUCAUUUUUUUCCUGUGACGGAAAAAAUAUUUUCAUUUUUGUAUGGGAAAGAUAUUGUAAAAAUUUCUUCGGUAUCUAAGGUUUGGUAUAAUGUAGUAAAAUAUUCUCCAUUAGCAAAAAAAAAAAAAGAAUCUUAUUUAAAAUACAUGGAAUCAGUUAAAGAAAACAUUGGAUAUUUUAAAAUAUUACAUUCAUCUCGUUCAAAUAGAAGAAUUUUGGCUGAUAUUGGUAAUAUUGUACAGCCUCCAUCAAGAGUAAAUGGAGAACCAAUUUAUUAAAAUAGUUACAUCAUAUAUAAUAACAUAUAUUAUAUA
Messenger RNA from Sipha flava (yellow sugarcane aphid), 1161 nucleotides. RefSeq lists its product as uncharacterized. The transcript is spliced from 2 exons. The coding region runs from base 340 to 1125 and encodes 261 amino acids. The record is from RefSeq and is a predicted model, not a curated record. NCBI's taxonomy places the organism in Eukaryota, Metazoa, Arthropoda, Insecta, Hemiptera, Aphididae. Gene Ontology annotation, molecular function: protein binding.